Fomitiporia mediterranea MF3/22 is the source of this 1849-nucleotide messenger RNA. RefSeq lists its product as uncharacterized. Gene Ontology annotation, molecular function: protein binding. NCBI's taxonomy places the organism in Eukaryota, Fungi, Basidiomycota, Agaricomycetes, Hymenochaetales, Hymenochaetaceae. The record is from RefSeq and is a predicted model, not a curated record. The transcript has 3 exons. The coding region runs from base 127 to 816 and encodes 229 amino acids.
UGGACAGCGAGGCUUUCACUUUGCUCAUUUCUACCAAUUCAGUUCGCCUCAAUUCCUUUAGCAGCUGAGCUUGCUACAUAUACAUAUAUAUGAUUCCGUUUCUUUGAGAGCCUGGCUUUUGUCAAGAUGUCUAUUCGAUCUUACUACGGUCCACACAAUAGGGCAACGAGGCUGGAAACGCUUCCACCAGAAGUCAUCCUGCAUAUCCUAUCAUACCUAGAUCUCCCUGAACUCGAUGCAUUGAGUCGAAUUUCACCAAUACUCAAGGGCUUAGCGCAAGAUCCAGUCCUCCACAGGCGGCGCAUCCUCAUCGUCGCACCAUCGCGCGUACAGCACGCACUCUUCGGAUACGGCGGCACAUUACGCCCUACCAUACCUGACCUAGUGCUGAAGAAUGUAUUGAGAGGAUUGGGGAUAGAAAGGCGAUAUAGGACGGGCCUAUAUUUCAAUUCGCGUGAGUCGGUAAAGCAAUACGAAACCUCGAAGAGAUUGCAGCUAUCGCACGUGCGCCACGUUCUAGCAGCUCACCUUCAACGCAAGUCACCUCAAGCGCUCAGGCGCGUAAUCCCCGACGCAGAAGGGUGCUCUCCGCGAUUACUACCUGUAGUACGGAGUCUGAAGUGGAGCAUAAGGAAAGAUGCACUUGCACGAAUGGUGCGUGAUCGCGAUGGAAAUAGCAUUAGCAAUGGGAGCCGAGUAGCGAGUUGGUUAGAGGGGCGUGGUCACGGGUUGUGGAAGGAGAACGAGCGGAUCCGGCUUGCGAUCUGCCCUGGGGUGGGGAAGUUUGUGAGGUUCUUUGAGAGUAUUGGCAAGUGAGCAGAGACGUUUUUUUUUGUGUGACGAUAGGAAUGAUGGUGGCUGGAUGACUGGAAUAUGAAUCACCAGUUCGUUGGGAUGAGAUGGCGAAGAAAUGCGUUGAAACGUGUAUGUACGACUAGUGGAUCGUGGACGAAGAACUUGAAGAAGUCGAGGGCAAUGUAUCGAGGCGUGAGAUUCCGUGGUGAUGGGGGUGAUGCGACUAAGGUCCAGAAGGCAUACCAACAGGCCUUUCUGUGGGCGGAAAAUCAAAAUACGCCGAAACGUAUUAGUCCAGAGCGAGGGCGCUUUGCUGAUAAGUCGACAUGGACGCGAAGAACGAGCGAAACACCCGCACCUGAUCCUCAUACGCGAGCUUGCUGUGUCGGUGAUUGGCUGGACAUAGAGCUGGUCUUUGAGAGCUUGCUUCCGUUCCGUCUGCUAUCCUUUUCAAAUCUGGACAGCCAUCUCCCGGUGAUGCGGUUUCGUCAGUGCAAAGAAACGCUCGGCCUGCCGUCUUCCUCCAGAUCUGCCAACGAUGCUUCCGAUAGACUUUGGCAAUCUGACGUACUUUUCUUGACUAGCUUCUCGUUCUGUGAUUCCUGGUUUCUCGCGGUGCAUGUUGGCUGGACCCUGCUUUCUGAAGGUGAAUUGCCCUAUCGCACAUCACGAUCUAUCUACAUGUAUUGCGCGUGAUCGGCUCUUAUUGUAUUCUUGCACAGUGAAAACUUUUCCUUCGUGCAUGUCUGAGUCUCGGGCGCUUCGGUGUACUAUAUUUGCUGUGUUCACGAUCUGGUAUUGUCAGCAGUGAAUAACAUAUCGCAGAGUCGAUAUAGUGAUUGACUCGAGUAGUCUAACGCUGUUCUUCCGUGUCGUGGUCGACAAGGAACGUGGCAAGCAUAUGCCGCUGCCCGGCAUGCAACAAUGCAAGACCAAGGAAGGAACUUAUGAAGACUGUACGUUACUGAGACACGAUUUCGAGGCGCGAGGCGCGAGGCGGGAUCAGAUCGACGAAAAUGCGAUUCGCAGCAUCCGAAUCGGGACUCAUAGAGCC